Messenger RNA from Blepharisma stoltei, 1737 nucleotides. Lineage: Eukaryota; Ciliophora; Heterotrichea; Heterotrichida; Blepharismidae. The record is from the annotation of a GenBank genome assembly.
AUGAUCAGAAAUACAGCCAGAAUAUAUCCAGGCCCAAAUGAAAUGAUUUUCUCACUAGCUCGAUGGAUUCAUCACAACAUCAAACUAAACCUCGAAAUAAAAAGCAAUGAGAUAGAGCACAACGAAUAUUUCUUCAAUGAUAUAAUUAAUGCCAGCUACACAGCUUGUAAAGCUGACGAUGCAACUCCUGCUGUCGAUAUCCAAAACUUUCUUACUCCCCCCCCUCCGUGAGUGAACAAAACCAUUAGAAAAAUCCCUAUUUUUGCCCAAAAACCCACCCUCUGUGAGUGAACAAAAAUUUUUUAUGGAAAAAAAUUUGAUAUAUAAGUGAUAAUUAGUAUAUUAAAUCUAAAGCUAAUUCUGUUUAAUUUUAAACGAAUUGCUUUUUAAAACUUAAAUUUUAUUAAUUAAAUUAAUAUUUGCUUUCCAAUUUUCGCGAAUUAGGAUUUUUUUAAAUUUCGAGAAAAAAAAAAAAUUAACCCCCCCUCCGUGAGUGAACAAAAUUUUGUUCACUCACGAAGGGGGGGAGUUAGUAAUUUGCAUAGUUUAAUUAGCUUAAAAACAGAAGAGCUUAUAAUAGCAAAGAUAUUUCUAGAAAGAUUUCACAAAAACUCAAAUAUCCCGAUUUUUAAUAAAAAUUGGAAAGAAAUAACUGCAAUAAGCAUCCUGAACGCACUGAAGGUCGCUCACCAUGAGCAUUUAACUAAUUCGCAAUUUGCUUUAGCUAUUCCUACAUUUAGUAUAGGGGCGAUUCAUUUUAUGGACAUUUCGUUUGAGGGGUUGAUUGAGGGUGAUUUUGAAAUAAAUUUCAGAUCUUAUAAGGAGUCAUUUGACUGCCUAGCAAAUAUUUAUAAGUCGAAACAUCAAGAGGAGCUAAUUUUUUGUCAAGAAAAGGUUGAUGGGAUUAUCAGAAGAUCACAAUGGCUUCAUGAAAUAAGCAAUGAUAUAAUCUAAACUUGAUUUUGGUUUGGACUUUUGAUCUUUUCAUAUGGGAAAAAAGGGAAGUUGGUUCAACAAGAUUGUAUUAUUUUCAGUUAACUCCCAAAAUGACAGAGCCGCUUGAUGCGGGUUAUCUGCUAGGGCAUUUGGCCUGAUUAGCAUAGCUUGGUAGAGAAAAAAAUAUUUUUUCCAGUGGGAAAGGAUAAAUAAAAAUGGCGGCAUGGUCAACCUGGCCUCUUGGCAUAAAAGUUCAGACCUUAAGGCCACAGUGACUGGCUCAGACUUCACGCCGAGAAGAAAGUGCAGCCUCAGCAAAUGUAUAUCCAGGUAGAUUUUGACUGCUUUCCUGUGGCCGGAAAUGGGUGUUCAGCAAUCCUUGGGCAUCCUCUACGGGAAAGCUGGAGGUUCAGCCCGGAUCGUAGGGGAAUAGUUUUUUCCCUGUAGUUUGCAAAGAAAGGAAAAUCUGGCGCACGAUAGACUUCAAGAAGUUAAUCCAUGUAGUCAAGCUAAUUCCAAUUGCCCGUUGUAAUGCCACACUCAAGACUGAAACCUCAAAGCAAGGAGGAGAUUAAUCUUCGUCUGCGCCAAGAUCUAUGGGCAGUUUAUCGCAAAGCGUAAGAGCUUCCUGUAGAGAUCUUUGGUGGCUGCUUCAUCAAUUUUGCUAGCACUUGUUUCAAUAAUCCUAAUCUUAAUCCAGUUGGGAAGAUAGGGAGCCUAAGCCAAAGAUCGAACUCGGGCUAUAGCUAUGAGGAGAUACAUAUUUCACCAGCUCUUGAAAAUAUUCAUAUAGACGAGUAA